GAGUAUUUGUUGCUUAUAAAACUUUUUCUAUUGGCAUCUCUAUAGAGAAUGUCUGAAAGAAUGUUUGUGACUAAGUUGAUGGCUUUGAUUGCAAAAGAAGGAAUUUUGUGGUUAAUUGUGUUACUUUGAUUUGAAUACAUACUACUCAGCAACGUUAUUUAUGUUUAGAAUGUGGAUACUGGUGUCCGUAAGUACGUAUUGUCAUUCAUAUUGAUUUGAUUUCAACUGAAUUUUACAAGUCCUAGCUGGUUAUUGUACUACUGAAUCAUAGUAUGUGAAGUCUAUGUUGACAGUUAUGCUUUGGUAAUGCAUCAUGUACACCUCUUGCAUUCUUCAUAAUGAUUGUAGAUUUCUAGAUUUUGCAGCUGAAGCUCUCUGAUGCUUUGCAGGGAAACACAGCUUCGAUCAUUUUAUUCCACUACUGAAGAGAUACAAGUUCUGUUUGCUAAGCAACAGGAACAAUUGAAAUCUAUGCAAAGAACUCUUGAAGAUGAAGAAAAUUAUGACAAUACUUCUGUAGAAAUGGAUGGAGUCAUUGGUGGGAUCUCGGGCAGAGAAAAAGAUGAUGGAUACCAUAGCCAAAAUGAUGCCAAGGCAGGGUCAACUACUUCUGCACAAAAGGUCAACAUAGAUCAGGUUGAAACAUCAAGCAAUGACGCAAGUGUCACUGAGAAGCAUGACUGUGAUAUAAGAAGUGAAGAAUGUCAAAAUACACAAGAGGCAGAAUUCACCAGCGCUGACCAUGAGCAUAGUGUCAGAGGUGGCUAUGGUUAUAAAAUCGAUGGUAUUGGCACAGGCGAUGUAUUGGAGAAAGAUGCUGCUGUAGGCACUGAAAAAGUUCUUGAAACUGAAAGUCCUACAAACCAGGGUGAACAGAAUAUUGAUUUGAACAAGUGUUUAGGUGGGGACACAAUGCAAAUUGAUGAUGAUGAUAACAAUGUACAAGAAACUGAGGAGCUUGCUCACAUACCUUCUCGUGAAGGUUUGCAUCACCAUCAAUCGAAUAAUCCUUUAGACACUCAGAAGACCAUUGAGGAUACAGAAGUUGAAGGCACAAUCACAACAGCAGACCUUUUAACUUCUGAAGUUGCUGGUAGCUGGGCUUGCAGUACAGCCCCUUCCAUUCAUGAAGAAAAUGAAUCUCUAAGAAGCAGAGAUACUAAUGAAGGUUCAGGAGCAUUGCAUGAUUCAAAUGUCGUGGUGGCUGAGAGUCAGACUACACUUUCUGAUGCUGCAGUUGCCAGACAAAAUGCACGUCGAGAACUAAGUGAGAUGAUUGGCAUUGUUGCUCCUGAUUUGAGGGAGCAAUUUGGAGGUUCUGCAUACGAUUGUGACCAAGAGAGAAAAGACGGAGGCUGUUCAUCUGACUCGGAUACUGAGAGUUGUAGCAACACUAGCACGGAUACUGAGAGUUGUAGCAACACUAGCAUGGAUAACGUAGCGGAUGCAAAGGGUGGAUUGAUAUCUGAUGACGAAACUCAGGUUAGUUACCAUGAUGAGGAGGAUAAAAAGAAGGGUGAUACAAUGGAUGAAGAUGAUGAAGACACCCAAGAAGAUUGAUUUUCCUGCGUUGUUGGAGAUUGUACAUAGUUAUUCUGGUAUGUAUUAGUUGUAUAGAUACCGAAGGAAUCUCCUGUAUUUUUUGCAAUUUCCCUAGCUCCCUACCCCCUUCCUUUGUAAUUAUAUUAAGGCAUGUUUUUGCAUUCAAUUAAUGAAAAAUUAUUAAAUGCGAUUUUGCUUCAUUAAAUGGAAAUAGUUUGAUAA
Molecule: messenger RNA, 1764 nt
Organism: Vigna umbellata (rice bean)
Lineage: Eukaryota; Viridiplantae; Streptophyta; Magnoliopsida; Fabales; Fabaceae
Source: RefSeq, a predicted model, not a curated record